This is a messenger RNA of Laetiporus sulphureus 93-53, 260 nucleotides long. RefSeq lists its product as uncharacterized. Lineage: Eukaryota; Fungi; Basidiomycota; Agaricomycetes; Polyporales; Laetiporaceae. The coding region runs from base 79 to 255 and encodes 58 amino acids. The transcript has a single exon. The record is from RefSeq and is a predicted model, not a curated record.
GCGAGCUUGGUGUCUGCGUCAGAGCUUCACCACACGCAACUCAAUGGGGCAGGUCUGCGAUGCGCGUCUUCUCGGAGAAUGGCGUCAGCGGCGAGCGAGGGACGUUCGGACGGUGACUUACAGACGGUACGUUCGUGCGAUUGGUUUUAUGAUGUGGAGUUCGAGCGUGUGGGAUAUACCAUGUCUGGAUGCGUUCUUACGCCUGGCAGCGCUCGUGCACCUUAUGGAAUGGAUUUAUGCCCGUUCUCAUGGUGACAGUC